AUGUUGGAUAAAGGUUCCGAGGAAAAGCUCCUUACCGACUACGAGCCGAAAAGGUGCAGGAAAAUGCCCAGAGAGCGAAAAAGCACCCAAGCAUCCUGCCAAGAGUCCAGAAGACGCGGAUCCCUCUUCAGAGUUGAUCUCGCCAAGGUCAUAGCCAAGAAGGAACAUUUCGUAUUUUCAGGAUUUCUUGACAAAUUCAUUACAUAA
This is a messenger RNA of Encephalitozoon cuniculi GB-M1, 207 nucleotides long. RefSeq lists its product as uncharacterized. The transcript has a single exon. Lineage: Eukaryota; Fungi; Microsporidia; Unikaryonidae. The coding region runs from base 1 to 207 and encodes 68 amino acids. The record is from RefSeq and is marked provisional.